Suillus subaureus is the source of this 684-nucleotide messenger RNA. Its product is annotated as ankyrin repeat-containing domain protein. The record is from RefSeq and is a predicted model, not a curated record. Gene Ontology annotation, molecular function: protein binding. Lineage: Eukaryota; Fungi; Basidiomycota; Agaricomycetes; Boletales; Suillaceae. The transcript has 4 exons. The coding region runs from base 1 to 684 and encodes 227 amino acids.
AUGCCCGUCCCAGCACGAGUUCAACCAGAAAAGAACAUUUGGGUGGCUGCAGGUGAUGGCGAUUUAGUCAGAGUUCGAGUACCUCUGAUCCGAUCCCUCCCAGCCACGUCGCCCAAUGCUCCUGAUGAAUUCACAUACACUCCCAUGCACGCUGCGGCAUCAUACGGGCAGCUUGAAACCCUAGCAUACCUAUGCUCACAAGGAGGAGAUGUCAAUGUCACCGAUGAAGACGGAGAUACACCGCUAUAUGCUGUUGAAAAUACCGAGACGGCACAAUGGCUAUUGGACCACGGAUCUACUUUAGACCAUCAGAAUAAUGAUGGUGUAUCCCCUAUUGAACAUUUACGAGAGGACUUUCCCGAAAUUGCUGCAUACCUGCAGUCACGCCUAAGUCCUUCCUCAUGUAUGAUGCCUGGGGCGGUGUCGCCCUCGCAACCUUCUCAACAUCAGCAAAACAUCGCAACAGAAUCCCUCACGUCAUCGCUUAUGCAGUCUGUUCAUGAUAUCAUGCAGCGCUCUGAAGCAGAUGGCCGGGAUCCUGAUGAGGAGUUGAGACGAGUCGUUGGCAGAACAGUAUUAGAAGGGGUAAUAGCAGGGUAUGAAAUGACGACGGAUGAUGACGCCACACAUAAUUCCGAAGCUGACUCACCCAAUGGAGUCAAGAGACCUCGAACGGAUGGCUAA